Molecule: messenger RNA, 717 nt
Organism: Xiphias gladius (swordfish)
Lineage: Eukaryota; Metazoa; Chordata; Actinopteri; Istiophoriformes; Xiphiidae
Gene: birc5b
Product: baculoviral IAP repeat containing 5b
Exons: 4
Coding region: 155-598 (147 amino acids)
Source: RefSeq, a predicted model, not a curated record
CCGGCCUACCUUGAACCUGAGCAGAGUUUGAUCAGCCAAAACUUGAAACACCUGUGGAAGUGUGCAGGGCAGUCUGGCCAUCGGUAUAUUUCCACAUCAGCCCUGACAGUGUGAAUUAGAUAUACAUUGGGUUGAGCUUGUUUUUGCUGAAGAUAUGGCCAGCAUAGAUGUAUUGAGAACCAGGUUUUACUUUUAUGACAAGAUGUAUAGUCAUGAUUUACGUGAACAAAGCUUUGCUGACUGGCCAUUUAGAGAGGAGUGUAACUGCACACCUGAAAAGAUGGCCAGGGCUGGGUUUGUCCACUGCCCCAGUGAGAAUGAGCCUGAUGUUGCAUGCUGUUUCUUCUGUCUGAUUGAGCUUGAGGGUUGGGAGCCAGAUGAUGAUCCCUGGACUGAACACGUAAAACGUUCCCCUAACUGUGGAUUCUUAACCAUGAAGAGAGACUUCACCGAGCUAACUGUGGCUGAUUUCUAUCAAAUGGAAAAGGAGAGGCUAAAGGUCUACCUUAGAAAGGUUUGUCAUAAGGAGAUGGCAUAUUUGCGGGAUGACAUAGACCAUACACUUGAGAGCCUUAAAUCUCAGUUGGACUCCAUAUGACUGAAAAUGUAAUUUUUAUGGCUACACUGAUCUUAAGGGUGUAGCAAGAGCCUGUACUCUUGACCCACUAGUUUGAUGCAAUUGAAGAUUAAAAUAUUAAUAAAGUUUGGGGAAUGUUA